AUGAAGCUGGAAACGUUCCUGAAGCUUCUGCCUUGCGUCGUGUUUUUCCUUCCUUACGCACUGCGCGCACAGACAGCGCUCCCUCCUGAAUGUGCGCCGGGGGGGCACUCCAUCCUGCAGAACCCCUACCGCAGCGCCACCUUCAGCUCCAGCUGGCUGCAGCAGUCUGCCCUGCAGGACUUCAUCUGCGACCACUCCCUCACUCCGGGCUGGUACCAGUUUCAGAUCUUUGACAAGCCGGCCAGCAUGCCCACCCAGUGCGUGGAGGUGAACCACUGUGGGACCCAGGCCCCGGUGUGGCUCUCCCUGCGUGACGGCGAGUCCCUGCCCGGGCCGCUGGAGCUCCGGCAGCUGACGGCCUGCGCCGCCUGGCAGUUCUUCCCGAGCAGCAGCAAAGACUGCUGCCUGUUCCGCAUCCCGGUGACGGUGCGUCACUGUGGAGACUUCUACGUCUACCUGCUGCAGCCCACACAGGGCUGCAUGGGAUACUGCGCUCAAGAGACGUCAGACACUUCACCCACGGCGUCGCUGACCUGUGACCCCGGCGAGCUGGACGUGGGCGGAGCAUGUCACACCGAGCAGCCUCCCUCUCCCUCAGUUCCUGUGAUCGUGUCGGAGGUCAGCGGUAACUCUGUUUACCUCAAGUGCAGCUUCGACAGCAGCUCCAGCAGCUCCCUGGGCUUCGUGGUGGCCUGGUCCCGUCUGUCCCCUGAGGGCAGGAAGGACGAGCUGAAGCAGGAGACCACCAUCCAGACCUCGGCCUUCAUCGAGCUGGACGGGUUCAACCUCCGCCUGGGGGACAAGAUUUAUUGCUCCUGUUCCAGUUUCUUCUUGGAGUCUCCGGACGUCCGCGGAGCUUCAGUGGAAAGUCGGGAGUUCUUUGCUGGGAUUAGGCUGAUACCGGAGGUGAGCGUGGUGUCUGAGGAUGGGAAGCUGUACGAGCUGCUGGUGGAGAGCACGGUUCCUGUCCCGUGUGUGGGGGGGGCGUCCUCCACUUCCCAGCAGUGCGCUCUGCGGCUGCAGCUCAGCUCCAGCAGCCAAGAUGGGGGGUUGCUGGGUGCCGAUGUGUCCCUGUCCUCCUGUGUGGUGGAUCUGACCCGUGGCCCCUGCAGAGUCGGGGUUUGUAGCCGAGCUCGGAUCCACUUCAGCCCCAUCACGGACUUUGUCAAAGACGGAAACAGGACGACUCAGAUCUCCGUGAAACCCAUCGUCACGCAGAACUUCCUGUGGAGCGGAUACUCGCCGGAACCCGUUGAGAUCACGGUGAAGGACGUCCCCUCGGCCUACUGCUACUCCUUCACUGAUCCUCACAUGAUCACAUUUGAUGGCAGAUACUACGAGAGCUCCCAGAUCGGCACCUUCGUCCUGUACAAGAGCGGCUUGUGGCCGUUCGAGGUGCACGUGCGUCAGUGGGAGUGCGGCAGCGUGGUGCACGCCGCCUCCUGCGUGUGCGGCUUCGUGGCGAGGGACGGCGGAGACGUCAUCGCCUUUGACAUGUGCAACGGAGAACUGGGGGAAACCAAACCACAUCUGUCCGUGAAGAACCGAGACCUGAGCAAGAGCGGCAUCCGCAUCACGGAGUCCUACCAGGGACGGAAAGUCACGAUGACCUUCUCCUCUGGAGCGUUUGUCCGUGCAGACGUGUCCGACUGGGGGAUGAGUCUGACAGUCAGAGCCCCCGGGUCCGACCGGGGUCACACUGAGGGUCUCUGUGGGACCUACGAUGGACAGUCGGACAACGACUUCCACGCAGCAGGGGGCGCCACACUGAGGGAUGUGCACGCUUUCAUCUCCGAAUGGAGACUCCCUCCAGGAAGCAGCCUGUUUGACACGCUGCCGUCCCACCUGAGCGCCCCGAGCCCCCGCAGGUCCUGCACCUGUCAGGCCGAGCCGCGCCCGGCGUCCUCCAGAGCUCGGCUGCAGACCCUCACCGCCUCGGACCCCACCUGCUCCCAUCACGGCAACGUGCACGUCCUCAGCGUCAUCCCCACGCUGGACGUCACGGCCGAGUACAUCGGCUCAGUGGAGCUGCUCAAAGGCAACGAGAGGCAGAUGCUUCCUCCGGGUCAACAAGCCCACGAUCACCGUAUCGGCUCCGAGAGUCAGCAGCUCAGAGGGCGGCGGCAGGCCCACCGGUACGUUCCCAGCUCCCCUCACCAAAGCCUCAGCCAGUCGGACUUGGAGGGAUUCACCUACUUCUUCCCUGAAGACCACGAACCAGCAGCUCACCUGGACUCUUCCCCAACGUGGCCGACGCCGUCUGGCCUCACCGAGCCUCAGGCCCGGGCCCAGUGCCAGAGAGCUGUGGCUCAAUCCAGCAUCGUGAUAGGCUGCGGCCGCCUGAUAGAAAGGUCCCUGAUGGACCACGUGGUGGUCAUGUGCGUCAGCGACCUGCAGCUGAAGGACGAGCCGUCGUGGCUGAACGCGACGCUACCGCUGCUGGAGAACGAGUGCGAGAGGAGGCUGGUGGAGGAGAAGAGGAGAGAGAAGGAGCACCAGGAGGUUCUGGCCGCCCUCAAGUGUCCCGGUCUGUGCAAUGGGAACGGACAGUGCUCGGAAUGGGGUUGUGUUUGCUUCCCAGGAUUUGGGUCCUACGACUGCAGUGUGCUGUCUGACCAGAUCCCAGAGAUCACGGAGCUGGAGAAGGAGGGUCUGUGUGAUGUGCGACAGGGCGACUGCUCCACGGUGCAGGUCUACGGUCACGGCUUCAAGGACUCGUACGAGCUCAAGUGUGAGUUUGUUCAAGAAAAGUUUGUGGAUGGAGACUGGAUCCUGGACGAGCCCCAUUUCAUCCUGGCCACCUUCCUGGAUGUGACGGCCCUGGAGUGUGCACUCCCCCUGGAGGUCAACGGACACCUCGCAGGCCUGGACCAGGAAACGGAGAUGAACCGACCUCUCGCCCGCUGGCAGAUCAAAGUGUCCAACGACGGCUACAGCUACAGCAACGCUAAGAUCCUGACUCUGUACGACGGAGCCUGUCACAUCUGCAGCCUGAACUCGGAAGUCCUCUGCACCCUGAGGGAGAAAACCUGCAACAUUGAGGGCCUGUGUUACAGCGAGGGCGAGUCCAACCCCAGCAGCCCGUGCCUCACAUGCCGGCCCGACUCCUCCAAACACACAUGGUCCAUAGCAGAGAAGAACAAGCCUCCGGUGCUGCAGCCGCCACCGUUUCCUCUUCGCUCAUUCCAGGGUGAGAACUUCAUCUACCAGCUCCGAGCUCAGGACUCCGAGGGCUUCAGCUUCAGCCUGAUAUCAGGUCCUGAGGGAGCGUCUCUGUCCCCAGCUGGUCUGCUGAUGUGGAAGUCCUCAGCUGAGACCUCUGGCACACGGACCUUCUACUUCUCUAUGAUGGACGACUGUGACGCGGAGACCACAGCGUCUGUGCAGGUGUCUGUGCGAUCCUGUGAUUGUCUCAACGGAGCUUCCUGCGUUUCCAAAGUCAACCUCCCUGUCGGCAGCGGAGAAUACGUGUGUGUGUGUCCCAGUGGAUUCAGAGGGGAAAGGUGUGAGGUGGAUAUCGAUGAUUGUAAACCGAACCCCUGCAGACUGGGUCGCUGCAUCGACGGACCGGACUCCUUCUCCUGUGUCUGCCCACCGGGGAUGACAGGCCGUACGUGCAGAGAAGAUCUGGACGAGUGCGUCUCUCGGCCGUGUUUCCCUGGAACGAGCUGUAACAACACGCUGGGCUCCUUCGUCUGUGGCAUCUGUCCACAGGGAUUCACCGGGGAUGGAAGAAACUGCUCUCGUAACGCUGAGUCCACGGCGAAGGUUGUAAACACACAAUCAAGAGUCCCGCAGGUUUUCCUGAGGCCCAAACCCUCGGGUCCGUCUCCGUGCAGCAGGUCGCCGUGUCACCCGGGGGUGCAGUGCUUCGACAGCACCCACGUCUCCGCAGGGUUCGCCUGUGGACCCUGCCCAACGGGUUUCCAUGGAAACGGACGAACGUGUACAGCAACAGGUCAGGGAACAUCCUCCUCCUCCUCUUCAUCAUCUCCCACCUCAGCCAGACGACCCUCAGACAGGAGGUUCAGACCAGAAGCCACCAUCUCCACCGUCAGGAGAGUUUCUGCCACCGACCGGAGGACGACAGCGACUCCACAGAAUCAAACUGGAGCAGGAGUGUUUGUCUCCACUGUCCUCAGAGGUCAGCCCAGUGGGGGGGAGCUGACCCCCGCCCUCACCGCCGGGGUCAAGUGGGGGAAACCGUCUCACCGCGUGACCUGCGCCGACGCUCCCUGCUUCCCGGGUGUCCCCUGUGAGCCCAGCGCCACCGGGUCCUUCAGGUGCGGACGCUGCCCGUACGGUUUCACUGGGGAUGGAGUCGUGUGUAAAGCCGUGUGCAGGUAUCAGUGUGGGAGGAACAUGGAGUGCUCUCUGCCCAACACCUGCACCUGUAAGGAAGGUUACACCGGAUACAACUGUCACAUAGCCGUGUGUCGUCCUGACUGCAGGAACCAGGGGAAAUGUGUGAGACCCAACGUGUGUGAAUGUCCUGCAGGCUACAGUGGACCCACCUGUGAGGGAGCGAGCUGCGAGCCGACCUGUCAGCACGGAGGAACCUGUCUGGCCAGAAACCUGUGCACCUGCUCCUACGGCUUCGUGGGACCACGAUGUGAAAUCAUGGUGUGUAACAGGCACUGUGAGAACGGAGGCGAGUGUGUGUCUCCUGACGUCUGUCGAUGUAAACCCGGCUGGAACGGACCGACGUGUAACUCAGCUCUGUGUCGCCCCGUGUGUCUGAACGGAGGAACCUGCAUCAAGCCCGACUCCUGUGCUUGUCCCAGCGGCUUCUACGGCUCCCAGUGUCAGAUCGCCGUGUGUAAUCCUCCUUGUAAGAACGGGGGUCAGUGCAUGAGGAACAACGUGUGCUCCUGUCCCGAGGGCUACACGGGGAAGAGGUGUCAAAAGAGUGUGUGUGAGCCCAUGUGCAUGAACAAAGGAAAGUGUGUGGGACCCAACACGUGCUCCUGUGCAUCCGGAUGGAGAGGCAGCAGGUGCAACAUACCCGUGUGCCUGCAAAAGUGUAAAAAUGGCGGCGAGUGUGUUGGACCCAACACCUGCCACUGUCCCCUCGGCUGGGAAGGCCUGCAGUGUCAGACCCCGAUCUGUAAGCAGCGCUGCCUGAACGGAGGGAGGUGUGUCCUACCAGAUUACUGCCACUGCCGUAAAGGCUUCAAAGGUCAAACCUGCACAGUGAAGGUCAGUGGGAGGCGACCUUCAUGUAAUCUGACUCAGUGA
Messenger RNA from Limanda limanda (common dab), 5238 nucleotides. It is a transcript of the gene vwde, whose product is annotated as von Willebrand factor D and EGF domains. The transcript has 32 exons. The coding region runs from base 1 to 5238 and encodes 1745 amino acids. The record is from RefSeq and is a predicted model, not a curated record. Lineage: Eukaryota; Metazoa; Chordata; Actinopteri; Pleuronectiformes; Pleuronectidae. Gene Ontology annotation, molecular function: calcium ion binding.